Sporothrix brasiliensis 5110 is the source of this 4356-nucleotide messenger RNA. Its product is annotated as nucleoporin. The coding region runs from base 1 to 4356 and encodes 1451 amino acids. NCBI's taxonomy places the organism in Eukaryota, Fungi, Ascomycota, Sordariomycetes, Ophiostomatales, Ophiostomataceae. Gene Ontology annotation, molecular function: structural constituent of nuclear pore. The record is from RefSeq and is a predicted model, not a curated record. The transcript has 2 exons. Gene Ontology annotation, cellular component: nuclear pore inner ring; nuclear pore. Gene Ontology annotation, biological process: RNA export from nucleus; protein import into nucleus; protein localization to nuclear inner membrane.
AUGGCGACGCUGUCCACCCCAAGGCGCCAGAUCCCCGGCUCCUACUUUGCUACGCCCGGCCCGGCAGCCUCGUCCCGGCUCGAUGGCGGUCGGUCGCUGUUUGACCCUGCACCAGCAGCUCUCUCGGCCUCGUCUGGCGUUGGCAGCGCAACCACAUCCUCGGCCCAGCUGCAGCAGCAGCGGCAGCAGCAGCAGCAGCAGCUACAACAACAGCAACUCUCCCAGCGGCCAGGCGGCAGCGCACAACAGGCAGACUCCGUCAUGGCCCUGCCCGCACCGGCUGUGCUGACACCCGUCCAAAAGGCAGCCGGCUCCGUCAACCGGGUGCUUCAGCUCGAGGAGAGCUACCCAGACCUCGACUCCUACUGCCGACCCGGCGCUUCGUCCGAGUACGACAUCCACGGCGCCGAGUCGGCAUGGGCUCCUUUCCACAAAGUGCAGACCUACCCCAUCCCGGACCAAAUCUUUGAGCGGUACAACGUGUCACAGCUGGUCACGUCCAUGGGCCUCUUCACCGAGAUCAACCACGCCUACGCUUGUAUCGACAGCAGCCUGUUUCUCUGGGACUACACGCAGCCGAACCCCGAGCUGAUCGGCUUCGAGGACCAGCCGCACGCCAUCACCGCCAUCGGCCUCGUCCCGCCCAAGCCCGGCGUGUUUGUCAAGAACAUCAGCCACGUCCUGGUGGUCGCCACCGAGGUCGACAUCAUCCUGCUGGGCGUCGAGGCCACGCCCACGCCCACCGGCUCCAAGCAGAUUUCGCUGUACCAGACCAAGAUGUCCAUCCACCGCGGCGGCGGCAACGUGUCGUUUAUUGUCGGCACGGCCGCGGGCCGCAUCUUCCUGGGCGGCCGCAGCGACACGGACGUGCACGAGAUCUUUUACCAGCAGGAGGAGAAGUGGUUCUCGAACCGCGUCGGCAAGACCAACCACAGCCACCCGGGCUGGUCGUCCGUCGUGCCUGCGUUCCCCGCGGGCCUCGACUUCUGGACGCAGAAGAACAGCGAGAGCCUCGUGCAGAUGGUCGCCGACAACUCGCGCAACCUGCUCUACACGCUGUCCAACAAGUCGACCAUCCGCACGUACCACAUCGAGAGCCCCGACCGCCUCACCAAGGUCAUCGAGAAGCACAAGAACGACUGCCUGCGCGACAUCACGCACAUGAUCAACACGUCGCCGCUGCUGACCGACCGCAUGAGCAUCGUCGGCAUCAGCCCCAUUGCCAUGCAGGAGGCGUCCAAGCUGCACCUGGUGGCCGUCACAAGCACGGGCUGCCGCCUGUUUCUGAGCGCCACCAGCUCGGCGUCCUACACCAUGAACUCGUCCAACACGGCACCGCAGUCCAUGCAGGUGCAGUUUGUCAAGUUCCCGCCCAAGGAGGCCGGCGCCGCGGCCCCCGUGGCCCUGGCGGCGGCGAACGGGUUCGCGCGGUCCGCGGCCAGCGACCCGGCCAUGGUCGACCUGCAGUCGCGCUCGCUCGAUCCGACGACCAAGGGCGCCCGCUUCGCGCCCGGCUUCUGCUUUGAUUUUGUCGUGCGCAACCAGGAGCUGCGCCUCUUUUUGUCGGCCCCCGAGACGGGCAAGAUCAAGGUGACCACGCCGGCGUCGGCCCUCAAGUACUACGAACACGGCAACUGGAUCAGUCUGGGCCGCGCCAAGGACGCGCUCGACGUGGGCCUCGUCACGCAGCCCUUUGCGGCCGCCCAGCAGCCGCUCGGCUUCGGCAACGAGCUGGCCGUGCAGUUCGACGCGCCGCCCAGCGAGUUUGCCAUCCUCACCAACGACGGGGUGCACGUGGUGCGCCGCCGGCGCCUGGUGGACAUUUUUGCGACGGCCGUGCGGACACUCGGUAGCGACGACCUGUUCGACAAGGAGAUUCGCAAGUUCAUCCACCUCUACGGCCGCGUGGAGACGGUGGCGACGGCGCUCGCCGUCGCGUGCGGGCAGGGCAGCGACCUGCGCGCGGGCACGAGCCGCGCGACGGACCAGACCACCGAGGACCGCGCCAAGACGGCCUUUGUCAACUACGGCGGCCAGCCGACCGUGGCCGAGACCGACAGCAGCGCCAUCACGAUCGACUCGGUGCGCCUGUCGUCACGCCACGACGCGCUGGCCCUGUACCUGACGCGCCUGGUGCGCACGCUGUGGGCCGCCCGGGUCGUGACGGUCAACCACUCGGCGGCGGGCGUCGUGGUCGGGUCGACGGUGCCGACGAGCAAGCUGACGGCCGUGCAGGAGAACCUGGAGCGGCUGCGGACGUUCUUGAAGGCCAACGCCGGCAGCAUCCAGGGCCUGUCGGGCCCGACGGACGUGCGGCGCCGGGCCACGCGGCACGAGGAGAUUGCGCUGCAGGCCGAGCACCAGGCGCUGCACGCGCUGCAGAAGCUGAUGGAGAGCAUCUCCGAGGGCAUCUCGUUUGUGCUGAUGCUGUUUGACGAGCGCGUCGCCGACAUCUACGUGCGCCUCGACGACGGCACGCGCGACCAGCUGCGGCAGCUGACGUACGAGAGCCUGUUUGCGCGGCCGGCCGGCAAGGACCUGGCCAAGCUGCUGGUCAAGGCCAUUGUCAACCGCAACAUCGAGAGCGGGUCCAACGUCGAGACCGUGGCCGACGCGCUGCGGCGGCGCUGCGGCAGCUUCUGCAGCCCGGACGACGUGGUCAUCUUCAAGGCGCAGGAGCAGCUGCAGCGCGCGUCCGAGCAGAUCAAGUCGCCGCAGGCGGCGCGCGGCCUGCUCAGCGAGAGCCUGCACCUGUUUGAGCGCGUGGCCGGCAGCCUGACGUACGCCAACCUGACGGGCGCGGUCGCGCAGUACGUGCAGCUCAAGUACUACGCGGGCGCGAUCCAGCUGUGCCUGAUGGUGGCGCACGAAAAGGACCGCGGCAACGCGGCGCUGGCGUGGCUCAACGACGGCAAGCCGGACGCGGACCCGCGGCGCGCGCCGUGGCAGGAGCGCAAGCGGUGCUACGACCUGGUGCACACGGUGCUGCGGCAGCUCGACACGGACUCGGCGGCGGAGCCGGAGCAGAUUGACGGGCGGCCGACGCUGGCGUUCACGAAGCGCACCGAGGCGUACAACGUGGUCAACGACGCGGCCGACGAGGUGUUCCACUUUGACCUGUACGAGUGGUACAUUGAAGAGAACCUGACGGACCGGCUGCUGGCCAUCGACUCGCCGCACGUCGUCACCUUCCUGCAGCGGCUGGCGGCGACGGACGUGCACCACGCCGACCUGCUGUGCCGCUUCUACACGCACCGCAGCCGGUUCUUUGACGCGGCGCAGGUGCAGUUCAACCUGGCCGGGUCGGCGUUUGCCAUUGGCAUCAAGGACCGCAUCACGCUGCUGAGCCGCGCCAAGGCCAACGCCAGCGUGUCGUCGGCGGGCGUCAGCGGGCAGCGGCAGCAGCAGCUCAACCACGAGGUCACGGAGCUGCUCGACAUUGCGCACAUCCAGGACGACCUGCUGGAGCGGCUGCUGGCCGACGGGCGCAUCCCCGACGAGCGCAAGGUGGAGAUUGCGGCGGACCUCGACGGCGGCGUGCUGGGCCUCUCGGAGCUCUUCAACGGCUACGCCGACCAGGCCGGCUACUACGACCUGUGCCUGCUCAUCUACAACGCGGCCGACUACCACAACCCGCGCGUGAUUGCGGACACGUGGAAGCAGCUCAUCAACAGCACGCACGAGGAGAUUGAGGCGCGGCUGGCGGCGUACGAGGAGGCCGUGCGCACCAAGACGAACGCAGCCGUGGCGGCCCUGGGCCCGCCGCCGCUGCCGUACGAGGCGGUCUCGGUGCAGAUCCAGACGAUUGCGCACCGCACGUCGCUGGACGCGCUCAUCUUCCCCGUCGAGACGCUGCUGGGCACGCUCUGCGAGUACGCGCUGACGCGCCAGCAGGACGCCUCCAUUGGCGCCGACCCGGCGUGGCCGGUCCUGCUGUUUUUGCAGCUGCGCGUGUCCCACGCCAUGGUCGUGCACGUCCUGGAGCGGCUGCUGGACGCGCAGGAGGUGCCCUUUACGGGCCGGCGGCGGCGCGUCGUCGUCGCGUGGAUCGACACGGCCGUGGCGCUGUGGUGCCACGACGUCGAGGUGACGGGCCAGGGCCAGGUGGGGGCCGGCGACGCGCUGGGGAGCGGUGGCGGCGGCACGUCGUUCGGGUCCGGGUCUGGGUCGCAGCUGGGGCCGUGGGUGGCCGACCUGAUGGCGCGGGCCGAGCGGGCCAUGACGGACCUGCUGGCGUCGGCGCGGGACGCGCGGGCCAAGGAGGAGCUGGAGCAGACGCUGCACGAGACGCGGCAGCUGCGGGCGCGCGUGGACAGCAAUGUGCGGCCGGCGCGGUCGACGAUGCGGUUCCGGUGA